UGCUCUGAGCACAGUACACACGAGGGUGGAGUGGUGUUUUUCAUCCGUCUAUUGACAAUUAAAUGUCAAGACCAUGGCUCCAGAGAAGGGCAAAAAGAUACCAACGUACAUAUGUUCUUUUCCGGACUGUCAUGCCGCCUACAAUAAAGCAUGGAAACUGGAGGCUCAUCUCUGCAAACACACCGGAGAGAGGCCGUUUCAGUGCGACCAUGAGGGAUGUGGGAAGAGUUUUGUCCGCCAGUACCACCUAUCGAGGCACGUCCUGAGCCACAGCGGGGAGAAACCCUUCAGGUGCACUGAGCCAGACUGUCCCGAGGCCUUCACCACUACUCAGAACCUGAAGAAGCACCUCUCACGCAAACACAAACCCGGAUCGACCCCGCCCCCCAAACCCGGAACGGCCCCGCCCCCCCAACCCGGAUCCACCCCGCCCCCCCAACCCGGAUCGACCCCGCCCCCCAAACCCAGAACGGCCCCGCCCCCCAAACCCGGAUCGACCCCGCUCCCCAAACCCGGAUCAUCCCCUCUCCCUCUCCCCAAUGGACAUCAGAAGGAACCGGCCACCCAACAUACACCUGUCAAGCUUUACAAGUGUUCUCGUGAGGAGUGUGGUCAGGAGUUCCGCAAGCACAGUCAGCUGAAGAGCCAUGAGAUCCAACAGCACACACAGCUGCUGUCCCUCACGUGUCCUGUGGAGGGGUGUGGCCGAGAGUUUGACACCUCCACCAAGUUGAGGCGCCACGAGAAAGUCCACAAAGGUUACCCCUGCCCAGAGGAGGAGUGUGACUUUGUGGGGAAGACGUGGACACAGCUGAUCAACCACCGCAAGGAGAUCCAUAGAGUUGCGGUGCAGCAUACCUGUGAUGAGUGCGGUCAGAGCUUCUGUGGCAUCUGGUAUCUACGGCAACACCAGCGAGUUCACCAGAAAGAACGCAUCGUCUUCAAGUGUCCUAGGGAUGGCUGUGAUCGUUCCUACACCACGCUCUUCAACCUCCAGUCUCACGUGCGUUCCUUCCACGAGCAGCUGAGAUCCUUCGUCUGCACACACGAGGGCUGCAGCAAGAGCUUCGCCAUGAAGCAAAGCCUACAGCGCCACCUUGUGAUGCACGAUCCGCUGAGGCGCAAACAGACGAAACCUCGAAAAAUCACCAAACAGCGGGAGAGGAAGGUGAGGAAGGCUCCUCCUAAGAGAUCUCUGGCGUCUCACCUGACCGGCUUCAACCCAGACUGCACCCUCACCUCGCUGGACGACCUGGAGGCAGAUGAUCCACUUACCGAGUCCAGAACCAAUACCCUUCCCCAGUCCAUAAACAGCCCCUUACCCUUACCCAGGUCCAGAUCAAGUCUCCUUCCUGAGUCCAGAACUAGCCCCCUCCCCGAGUCCACAUCCAAUACCCUCCCCGAGUCUAGACCCAAUAUCCUCCCUGGGUACACAACCACUACCCUUCCUGAGUCCAGACCCAAUCCCCUCCCCGCGACCACAACCAAUACCCUCCCCGAGUCUAGACCCAAUCCCCUCCCUGGGUACACAACCAAUCCCCUUCCUGAAUGCACCCUCACCAACCUGGAUGACCCUGAGUACACCAUCCUCACCUUUGAUAUCAUCGAUGCUGAUACUCCCCUUCCCGAGUCUAGACCCAGUCCUUUUCCCGAGUCUAUGACCAAUCCCCUCCCCCAGUCUAGAACCAGUCCUUUUCCCGAGUACAGAACCAAUCCCCUUCCCGAGUCUAGACCCAAUCCCCUUCCUGAGUCUAGACCCAAUCCCCUCCCCAGCGCUGCUCACCCUGCCCAGUGCCCUGAGGUGGCCGGCUGGCUGGCAAACUCUUUCUGCUCAACGCUCGACAUCCUGGAGUUAUGA
Messenger RNA from Engraulis encrasicolus (European anchovy), 1858 nucleotides. It is a transcript of the gene gtf3aa, whose product is annotated as general transcription factor IIIAa. Lineage: Eukaryota; Metazoa; Chordata; Actinopteri; Clupeiformes; Engraulidae. Gene Ontology annotation, cellular component: nucleus. The coding region runs from base 74 to 1858 and encodes 594 amino acids. The record is from RefSeq and is a predicted model, not a curated record. The transcript is spliced from 11 exons.